This is a messenger RNA of Durusdinium trenchii, 2613 nucleotides long. NCBI's taxonomy places the organism in Eukaryota, Dinophyceae, Suessiales, Symbiodiniaceae. The record is from the annotation of a GenBank genome assembly.
AUGAUUGCGGAGAGCAUAUGGAAUAGUUCUGCAGUCUACACAGACUUCCCGGACUAUGAUUGCCGGUGGGCAGGGCCCAUCGCAUAUUCAACAGAAACAUGGUCACACCUCCGAGAGCAGCUGCGGGAAGGCGGGCCCAUGUUCUCCCCUUCGGCCUUGGCUUUGUCCAAACUCGCUGUGGAGCAGGACGAUGGUGUUUGCCAACUGGGCCGCUUGUCCGCAUGCUGGGCGCUGCAUGUGGCUGGUGUAUCGCAAUGUGAGCGCACUGAGGAGGUGUUCCCUCUUUUGCCAGCUCUUGGCAGUCGGUGGCCACUGCUCCGUUUCCUAAGCAGAGUUCACCGUACUUGGCUGCGGGCUGGAAAUAAAUGGUCUUGCAGCGAACUCUUUCAUCCCUCUAUCAGCUGGGAUUAUUUUCAUGAAUUAGUUGAUGCCGUGGCUCUGGAAGAGUUUGAUGAGGAGGACCCGCAGACAUUGGUGUCCCGCGCCUUCGAAACUGCUGGGAAUGAGGCCACUGGCAUUAUUUGGAAAUACUCUUCGUCGGCUUUGUACGAGCAUGUUCCUGUUGCUGCGUGGACAGGGCGCUGUGCGCACGGUGUGGCGUCGGCAUUCCUUUUCCGUGCUUGUGGCCUAAUACUAGGUGAUCAGGAUGUCUUCAAGAUGGUUGAGUCUGCCAUGAGCCGGCUUGGGCGACGCGGGGAGAUCAGGACAAUAGAUCUUCUGGACUCGAGAUGGUCCUUGUUGCCGCUUCUUCAUAGGCUCCAGUCCGUCAAGAGGCGCUGGGAUGAUUUGGCAAUUUCACCGGAGGAUUUGCAGCCAUCAUUGCCUCGACAGCAGCUUCUUCGGUUUUUGUCACCAACAGCUAGAGAAUUGGCGAGCAAACUGAUGAUGGGUGCUCCGGGGCCGGUCCUGACAGUUUUUGUGUCUGCUGCUCGUGUGCAAUUUCUUGAACGUUAUGUAGAGCAUGCUCGGAGAAUUGGCAUCAUGGGGCGGAUGCUUAUUUUGCCGCAGAACCCAGGCAUCCAUGAGAUCUGCAUAGCAUUGGCAGAUGCAUGCCUGCCUGUACUGUCAAUAUUUCCAGACUUGGCAAAAUAUACCUUGCUGGCUUUUGCUGCGCAGCUGAGCGUUGACAUUCUGUUUUCAGAUAUGGACACCUAUUGGGUUCAAAACCCUUUCCUGAAGCUGCUGAAGCACUCUGACCCUGGUCCAGAUGUCUACGUACCUCAAGAGUUCUACUCAGACCAGAGCCGACCGAGCAUUAUGCUGGUAAGAUCAUCGAAUGUGCGCAGUAAGUAUGCCAUGGCGAUCAUGGCUACAUGGCUGUUGAGAUGGCCUUUCAUCUCAUCAAGUUAUGGUAUGCGUCAUCUCCUUGAACCAGAGAGGUCAGGUUAUGUACCUUCAGUGUCCUUCCUGCGGCCGGACAGCUCAGAAGAGCGUGGGGAGCUGCAGACUGGCUUUUUAGAUUCAGAGAACGAGUUUGUCACGAUGGACGGCUGGUUUGGGAGCUUUGCAGACAUUGUGGCUUUUGAAAUGAGCCCGUUCCUGUCAGAGAGCUACAAGCAACCCGUGCUGACAGAGCUUUACAGCGACAUCACAAAGGCUGAGCAGUUUCUUCUCUCGUUGCAGAAGCCAAUGUCCCCCAAGCGGCCGAUGGAAGAACUUCAGAGCAACCUCCAUGCAAAGCCUGCACCUGUUCCAGAAGAUGCUCGCAUCAUACACGUGAACUUUGCGGAUGGCUGCUGCGAAGUUGAGCAAGCAAAGUCUUCCAGCACCGCUCAAGAGUUUGGAGCCAAUGAAUCCAGAGCACUGAAUGGUAGCUUCUUGAGCGCUGAGUUCAGAGCUCGCAACCAGCAUUUGCUGAAUUGGGUGCGCAGCAGUGAGAUGACUUACGGCAAGACACCGUCUGGCAAAGUGGGUUACUAUGUUUGGAAGCCGUACGUGAUUCUGGAAACACUGAAGGAUCCAGUGAUUCGUUGGAACGAUAUUGUCCUUUGGACUGAUGCUGGGGUGCACUUCAUUCAACCGCUGCGUCCUUUGGUUCACGAGUAUCUCGCCCAGAGUGAUGUGUCAGCAACCCAAACUCCUAUGUUAGAAGCAGACGUUACCAAGCGGGAUGCCUUUGUUCUCUUAGAUGCUGACUAUGAAAGCAUUGUUCGAACAAACCAAGUUGCGACAGGAAUCAUUUUGGUCCGCAAGACGCCGCUGUCAAUCCGGUUUAUGGAGAAUUGGCUUUCAGCCUGCGAAGAUGACAGAGUUAUCACAGAAACGCCUUCCGUGCUCGGCCUUCCAGAGUAUCCACAAUUCCGACAUCACAAUGAUGACCAGUCCGCGUUCUCCUUACUUUUCAAGAAGUAUGGUUUUCAAGCAUUUUUGCAAGCUGAACGGGACCUCUACGUAGUUGCUGCGCGCAACACUGCCAAGUUCGUUGCAGCCUCGGAUGCCUUUGCUUUGGGGAAGAGCUGCUCCCAGGAUGAGUAUAUCUCAGCGGCGAAUGCAGCUGCAGGCUCAUCAGAGGCUGAAAGCAAAAAGACAUUGGCAGCCAGGGCACGCUCUCUGGCGGUUUCAAACCCUACUAGGAGCAAGGACGCUACUAGGGGACCCUGGCAUCGCUACUAG